Molecule: messenger RNA, 1771 nt
Organism: Glycine soja
Lineage: Eukaryota; Viridiplantae; Streptophyta; Magnoliopsida; Fabales; Fabaceae
Product: xanthotoxin 5-hydroxylase CYP82C4-like
Exons: 2
Coding region: 41-1621 (526 amino acids)
Biological process (GO): defense response to other organism
Molecular function (GO): heme binding; monooxygenase activity; oxidoreductase activity, acting on paired donors, with incorporation or reduction of molecular oxygen
Source: RefSeq, a predicted model, not a curated record
AUCGAGCGCCAUCUCCGUUCUGUGCAAUCUGCUCUGAACCAUGGAUUCCUCUUUGCAAUUAACUAUCAUAGCCAUAUUGGUGUCCUUGUUAGUGUUUCUCUGGCACACUAAGAGAAAUAGAGGAGGUAGCAAGAACAAGAGUAAAGAGGCUCCUAUCCCAGCUGGUGCAUGGCCACUAAUUGGUCACCUCCACCUUCUGGGUGGCGAUGAUCAACUUCUCUACCGAACACUUGGAACAAUGGCUGACCAAUAUGGACCAGCAUUCAACAUCUGGCUCGGCACUCGCCGCGCAUUUGUGGUGAGUAGCUGGGAAGUGGCAAAAGAAUGUUUCACAUCCAAUGACAAGGCACUUGCCUCACGCCCCACUACGGUUGCCGCAAAGCACAUGGGCUACAACUACGCUGUGUUUGGUUUUGCUCCUUAUAGUCCCUUCUGGCGCGAGAUGAGAAAGAUUGCAACUCUUGAACUUCUCUCCAACCGCAGGCUCGAAAUGCUCAAACAUGUGAUGGUGUCCGAACUCAACAUGGUGAUGAGGGAUUUGUACAACUCUUGGGUCCAAAAUAGGUCUCGGCCUGUGCUGGUUGAACUGAACCGCUGGUUGGAGGAUUUGACUCUGAACAUGGUGGUUAGAAUGGUGGCGGGGAAACGCUACUUUGGUGCCUCGGCUAGCUGUGAUAAUGAUGAUGAAGCGAGGAGGUGCCAGAAGGCUAUUAAUCAGUUUUUUCAUCUGAUUGGGAUUUUUGUGGUUUCGGACGCUCUUCCGUUUUUGCGUUGGUUCGAUGUGCAGGGGCAUGAGAGGGCAAUGAAGAAGACUGCCAAGGAGUUGGAUGCCAUACUUGAAGGGUGGCUAAAGGAGCACCGUGAGCAAAGAGUUGAUGGUGAAAUUAAGGCAGAGGGUGAACAGGAUUUCAUUGAUAUCAUGCUGUCGCUUCAGAAGGGUGGUCACCUAUCAAAUUUCCAAUAUGAUUCGGAUACCAGCAUCAAAUCCACAUGCCUGGCUCUUAUACUUGGUGGAAGUGAUACCACAGCUGGCACGGUUACUUGGGCCAUCUCAUUACUGCUCAACAAUCGCCAAGCAUUAAAAAAGGCGCAAGAAGAAUUGGACCUGAAUGUUGGCAUGGAACGGCAAGUUGAGGAGUCAGAUAUUAGAAACCUUGCAUAUGUUCAAGCAAUUAUCAAGGAAACCUUGCGGCUAUACCCAGCUGGUCCCCUCCUAGGACCAAGAGAGGCCCAAGAAGAUUGCAAUGUUGCUGGCUACCAUGUCCCUGCUGGGACCCGCUUGGUGGUUAACCUGUGGAAGAUUCAUAGGGAUCCAAGGGUGUGGCAGGAGCCUUCUGCUUUUAGACCCGAGAGAUUUCUCACAAGUGAUGCUGUUGAUGUGAGAGGCCAAAACUUUGAACUCAUUCCCUUUGGCUCUGGUAGAAGGUCAUGCCCUGGCAUGUCCUUUGCACUCCAAGUUCUUCACUUGACACUGGCUCGUCUGCUUCAUGCAUUUGAAUUCGCUACCCCAUCAGAUCAACCAGUUGACAUGACUGAGAGCCCUGGUUUGACAAUUCCUAAGGCAACUCCUUUGGAGGUUCUUCUUACUCCACGCCUUCCAGCCAAAUUAUAUGCCUGCUAAAACAUAUAGUAUGUAGCUGCAUCUUCUAUUGAGAGUGGAAUUGAUAAAUUCCAGUUGUUUGAUGUAAGGCCACGAUGCCGUUAAUUACAAUGAAAAGACAGUGUUAUAUGACAUGGUUAUAUCUGGAAAAGAAAAUGUCUUUAAUUUUAA